UCACGAUCUUCAUCUUCUGAUAAAACCUCUCCUCUUUUCUCGGUACGUCAUGUCGACAAUUGCGCAUUCAUUGCGUGAUUAUCGUGAACCGACAAAAGUACAACAAGCAGUUUUUUCGUUCGGUUUACCAUCAGAAGAAAUACCGCAAGAUGAAAUACCUUCAGUUUUGUCAAUCUCAAAUCCACCAAGCGGAGGUGCAUCAGAAGCAGUCGAUCAAGCCGAACAAGAAGAUCAAGUGUAUGCCGGAAAGUUGAUCUUAUCGCAUUCAUUCUUAUGUUUUAUCAGCUUGGACAGGAGAAGUUGCAAGAUGACGCUGCCUUUGUAUUGUAUCAGAAGAGUGGAACGAUUGAAUACGUCCAGAAGUGGUGUGUUUGCAUUGGCAAUCGUCGUAUGGCAUGGAAUGCGAGUCAUCCUACAAUUGAACGCUUUGAGACCACAAUGUGAAUCUUUCUGUGCUCUCUUGCGUGACAAUUUACGUGGACAAUUAUCUCAAAUGAAAACACUGAAAGCCUUUGUAGCAGGAUGCUACAGCGAAGUACUCCUACAAGAAGCCAUAAAUGACAAAACGGCAGGAAAUUCAACAGGAAAGGAUGCAAGCGAAAAGCAGGGCGAAGCAUCAACACCCGGAGAGAAAGAUCAAGAAGAUCUAAUUGAUGCCUUACCUCCACAGCCUGAUUACCAUGCCGGAUUAGGAGCAAGAUUCAAAUAUCCCGGUGAUCCUCGUAAGCUACGGGAAAAGUCAAAAAUGAAACUAUGGAAAGAUUAUCUCAGAGUGCAUGGAAGAAAUCUGACACUUGUACGGUAUCCACAAUUUCUACGACUCGUCCAAGUUGGUUUGCCCAAUCGGCUGCGUGGUGAGAUAUGGGAGCUCACGUCGGGUAGCAUGUACAUGCGUUUUGCCAACCAAGGCGUAUACGAAAGCAUCCUGAAAGCAAACGAAGGAAAAGUCAGCACAAGUACAGAGGAAAUCGAGAAAGAUCUCAAUAGAAGUUUACCAGAGUACGCCGGAUAUCAGACACAGGAAGGUAUUGCUACACUUCGGCGUGUUUUGACAGCAUACAGUUGGAAGAACCCAGAGUUGGGAUAUUGUCAAGCGAUGAACAUUGUGGUUGCAGCUAUUCUGAUAUACAUGUCGGAAGAGCAAUGUUUCUGGCUCUUAGAUAUGCUGUGUGAUCGAUUGGUACCUGGUUACUACACGCAGUCGAUGUCUGGCACGAUUCUAGAUCAAAAGGUGUUCGAGCAUUUGGUGCAAAGGUCACUUCCGAUGAUCCACGACCACUUCGUCGAAACAGAUAUCCAAUUAUCUGUGGCUUCGCUGCCGUGGUUCCUCUCGCUGUAUAUCAACUCCAUGCCAAUGGUCUUUGCUUUCCGGAUUGUGGACUGCUUCAUGGCCAUGGGACCGAAAGUGCUGUUCCAAGUUGGGUUGGCAAUUCUCAAGAUCAACGGAGAAGAGCUGUUAUCUGGCACUAUAACAGAUGAUGGAGCGUUUAUCAAUAUGAUCAAGAAGUACUUUGCUACCCUUGGUGAUUCGGCACAUCCUAAUAGCAGCAAUCCACGUCAUCGACAGAUCACAAACUUCCAAGAAUUGCUUGUGGUUGCUUUCCGUGAAUUUGGUGUGGUAACAGACGAUACGAUUGCAAGUGAGCGUAGACGAUUUAGACAAGAAAUUGUAGAAGAGAUUGAGCUAUUUGCCAAGCGGAGUGCCGUGAGGAAUUUGAAGACUUUGGGAAGAUUUACAAAGGAGCAGGUUGGACUCAUUUAUGAUCAGAUGGUGGAAGCCAUCUAUCGUACCCGACAUGCGCCAUCUUCUCUAGUCGAAAGAGAUGGAACGGCAAUCGAUGGACAUGGAAAGGCACCUGCUUCACCUGCCGUGAUCGCAGGAGGAGCACAAGAUUAUAAAGAGAUGCGAAUCGAUAUGCCAACAUUCACCUACUUUUUAGCAGAAAUUGCAACGUGGGCGCGAGAUGAAUUCACAAUCUCGAACGGGUUCACGGAACGAUUCGAAAGAAAGAUUCCAGAAAAUUCGGAUAUGUCCAGACGACUAUUCCACUUUUGGGAUCGUGAACAGAGAGGUUCUUUGAGCUUGCAAGAUAUCGUAUCUGGAUUGGAUACCAUCAUCUUCUCACGAGGUGAGCCGGAUUCUGCGAUCGAAUGGUUCUUCAAAUUGCAUUCACGUGGGAAGGACGCAUUGACAAAGGAUGAAGUUCUGCGAUUGAGCGAAUCGCUCUUGUUCAUGUUCCGUAACGAAAAUAGCGAUGGUCAUUUGGGAGCUGUCAGUCAGCUUAUCACAUCUUCUUUCGGUGGUUCAGGAUCCGUAUAGAAAUUGUCAGGACUUUGGUUUUCAGCACGUUCAUCUUACACUUUUGUACUACACACACAUAUCAUUGAAUCGAAUUCACUACAGUUAUUGCGAGAAG
Meira miltonrushii is the source of this 2417-nucleotide messenger RNA. Its product is annotated as putative MDR1-Mac1p interacting protein. The transcript has a single exon. The coding region runs from base 50 to 2320 and encodes 756 amino acids. The record is from RefSeq and is a predicted model, not a curated record. NCBI's taxonomy places the organism in Eukaryota, Fungi, Basidiomycota, Exobasidiomycetes, Exobasidiales, Brachybasidiaceae.